UCGCUCUGAGAGACAAUUGUAGCGACAUGCACUGACGUAAUCAGUAACCAUUCACUGCACGCCAUCACAUAUAUAAAUUACAGAACAACUAGUAUACCUUCAUCAGUAUCAACACUGUCUCAGUCAAACUGCGUCAACAAGGUCAACGAAGAGGCAGACUUGUGUCAGUACACGAUGGACAAAGGUAGUUCAGAGUAUCUACUUCCAAAAAGGAAGGAAGGUAUCGUAGCCAUGGUUCCAUCGAGUUAUCAACACAAACUGUACAAGGUCAAAAAGAUGGUACUGAACCUGGCCCUUCAACGGGGAGGAAAACGAAAAAACCUCCGAACAUGGAUCAAGACGACUUUGAGCAAGAUUGAGAGACAAAUUGAAGAAGAACGUUGUCAUUACACAUCUUGUAACAUGUUCUUACGGAUGCCAAACUUAAGGGGACUUGCGGCCGUCAUAGUUGCAUUCCGUUUACUGUUCUCUGACGACGUGGAUGCCAACAUGUCCGAUGGUGUAGCAGCUGGGGUGCAGCUGUAUCCUUCGCUGUAAAUAUUGGCUUGUUACUCAGCCACCGCAAGCUGAGAUACGAAACCAAGAAGUGUAUCAAGAAUCUUAAUAAAAUGUGUAAAGAAAAUAAGAUUAGGCCAAGUAAGGCAGUUCUUGAGACAAUCACUUCCCUAUCCCUACGUGACAAAGAUUCAGUAUUGUCAUGUUUGAGAGAGUGUUGCAAAAUAUUGUAAAUGUUCUGAACGUUGUAAAAAGCUUCUCCCAGAUGACCAAUUUGAGCCCUUAUUACUUCACAUGCCGUUGUAACAAAACUACCUGUUGUCGUCAGCAAAACUACCUGUUGUUGUCAGCAAACUACCUGUCGUUGUCAGCAAACUACCUGUUGUCGUCAAUAGCAAACUACCUGUUGUCGUCAACCAGACUACCUGUUGUUGUCAACCAAGCUACCUGUUGUCGUCAGCAAACUACCUGUUGUUGCAAAAAUAUAUCUGCUCCUUGCUCACCUUCCUACUGACCUUUGAGUUCUUGGAGAGUACCUACACACAUGGUGUCUUCGGGUUAGGUGAUAUCCAACAAUGUCAAGGCCAUUAGUGAUCGUCUUCACCACACGAGGAUCACAUCAAAUUUUACAGUAUGAGUUUGAGAGAACCAAAUCUUAGAAAGUUUUGAUGUGGCAAUUGCAUUAGUAUCUCUUUUUGUUGUGUGUCGUCAAAACCAUUAACGAAUCGUACAAAAUGUUACAAAUUUUGUAAAGAGCAAAGGGAAAUAUAAAUGUUUGAAACGAUUUAAAACCGGAAAAACCCCUCAUAAUACACGUUUAAAGUCAGAUUAUAUUCAGCCUAGUGCUGAGACGUUAGAACAAUUGAGGCCUGGGAAAAUAUAUAUAUUUCAUCAUGGGUAAUUAGUAAGCGUUAAUGAAUAACACGAAUUAGUUCAUGAUGUAAAUAUCAAGACGUCCACUCCUGCCUUAUCUACGUAAAGUUUAUUGUUGUUUAAUUAUUUGUUUGUCAUUGUCAUUAAGUCCAUGCAUGUCAAUAUAACGAUAUAUAAAACUGGCACAAAUUAUGAGACACAAUUAAAAAAUCAAAACAUUUCUCCUGGAUUCUCUACUGAGUGUAACACAUUUGAUUUGUUCAAGUCCUGUCACGUAUGCUUAGUAAAGGAGGUCUAUUGUACGUCUAUGUGAGUGAGUGAGUAUAGCUUUACGCCGCUCUCAGCAAUAUUCCAGCUAUAUGGCGGCGGUCUGUAAAUAAUCGAGUCAGGACCAGACGGUCCAGUGAUCAACAGC
Messenger RNA from Haliotis rubra (blacklip abalone), 1783 nucleotides. RefSeq lists its product as uncharacterized. The record is from RefSeq and is a predicted model, not a curated record. NCBI's taxonomy places the organism in Eukaryota, Metazoa, Mollusca, Gastropoda, Lepetellida, Haliotidae. The coding region runs from base 175 to 537 and encodes 120 amino acids. The transcript has 4 exons.